AUGACUUCAUUGAAAGGUUUCCUUCCUCCAGCCGGGAGUGCUUUAUGGAGAAAGGAUCGUGGACGACUGAGGUCUGAAAGCGAAAGUGACUCGUCUCCUUCAAUCAAACAUGUCGUCAUUAGGGAAGUAUGGCAAAGAACACAUCCCUCACCUCAUGCACUGUACAAAAUCGAUGUAAUGACUAAAUCCAAUCACUGGUUCGUGUUUCGGAGGUACAGAGAAUUUGAUGAACUCCACAAAAAACUGGUAAAACUUUACGGCAUCCCUAAGGAUAUGUUACCACCGAAAAAGCUUAUAUCAAAUAUGGCAUUGUCGGUUCUUGAGAAGAGGAAAGCAGCAUUAGAACAUUACCUGCAGCGACUAGUGAACAGUAGUACCUACGUGUCGAGUUCUCCUGAAAUUGUUGAGUUCUUAGAGGUCCAAAGGCACGAUGUCAUGGCCGUGACAAAUGCCCUAGCGAAGGAUUUGUCUCAAAGGGGUGAGGAAGUGUUGGCCAAGGGAGAAAGUUUCACUUUUGUACCUACUCAGCUUUACUGUUUAACACGGCAGCUAAAGUUACCGAAGCCGACUAAUGCAGUGGACGAGGCAGAUUCUGGAGAUCUAGGAAAUCUAUAUGAUUUUAUAUAUCAGCUGAAAUCACUGUGUGUUAGUAGUAUUUUGAACAAGGCUACAAGUUCACAAGAGCUUUCUAGUCAUCUGGAAUUUGAUAUUUCCUUGUUUAGGUCUCUAAGCAGUCUGAUAAUUGAUGGCUGCCCAUUGACACUUAUAAACAAUAUGUCAAAAGUUCAAGCACAGAUUACAAAUCUGACAACCAGAUACUGUUUGACCACCUUAAAAGAGCUCCUUGUAGACUGUGCCACUGAGAAGCGUCUAGCACCCAAAAUAAAAGGUCCUGCAGAGUCAUGGAGAAGUGUUACAACAGCAAGGUUGAUGCAAAACCGAAUAGUUGUUCAACCAUGGUGUCAGCUUACGACUCUCACUGUAACACACAAUAAACUGGCAGCAUUGGAUGCCUCUCUUAAACUCUUGCCUGUCUUACAAAAUCUAGAUGUCAGCUAUAACGAAUUUGUUCAUCUGGAUGUACAACAGUUAUGUUGCCCAAGUCUUGUAUAUCUGAAUAUGUCUCACAACAACAUCCACUUCAUCACAGGAAUGCCAAGAGAACUGUCAAACCUCAAGUCACUUGAUAUCAGCUACAACAAUCUUGAGACAGUCAAUGGAUUAGACUGUCUCAUUGGACUCAUUGAAUUGAAUCUGAGUCACAAUCAAAUCCAUGUUGUGAGGGAAAUUUCUAAGUUAUGUUUGAUUUCCCAUCUGAAGUACCUGACAGUUGCUGGAAACCCUUUUACGAGAGUGAAGCCCUACAGGAUUGUUGUCCUGUCUUACUUUAAAGGUAAGAAGCUGAUCCUCGAUAAGAGACCCAUCACACAGAAGGAAACUGCCAAACUCAACUCAUACCCUAUCAAGUCACGUGCAAGUAGCAGUCCUGAAAAUCUCCAGGGUGAUAGUAACCUGAGCAAAGAUGUGCCUUAUGGGCGAUCCCACAGCUUCAAUGUGUUUUGCCUUCCUGAAAGUGAUGACGAUUCUGGUAUAGGAGGAGCCCCAAGCCUCAGGAGCAACAGUGUGAUUUUUGAUCCAGAUGAAAGUGAGUUUACUGGCAGAGACCUUCUUUUUAAUUGGGAAUACUACAGUGGGGAAGAUAGAUAUCUGAGCAGCAAAAUCCAACAGCUUUCAUGCAAGCCCUCUGAAGCAGAGCAAGUGGAAACAGGUCCUUCUAAUCAUUGCUACACUGAUCCAAAGAAGACAGAAAAUGUUAACUGGCAUGACAUUGAAGUUUUGCCAAAUGAUCAUGAUUCUGACAAACCAGCAGUGUCUCAAGUAUCAGAGAAAACCACAGUAAAGAAUUCUACUUCCUUUCCUUCCCAAGAAGCUGAUUUUUCAGAUGAGCAAUUUGAAUACAAAGAGGAACUUUUCCAAAAUUCAUUAAAAGUUCCUGAUGGGAAUGACUUUUGUUUGUUACAGGAAGAGUUAAACAACAAGUCUUUGUCAGCAGGAGAGGAAAGUUCACAGACUGAGGGAAAAACUCAACCCUCCUAG
This is a messenger RNA of Pocillopora meandrina, 2097 nucleotides long. The record is from the annotation of a GenBank genome assembly. NCBI's taxonomy places the organism in Eukaryota, Metazoa, Cnidaria, Anthozoa, Scleractinia, Pocilloporidae.